UUCAUCGAUAGCAGAGGCGCUCCUCCAAUCGCGGAGUUAGACGCGGCCAGUCUGCAAAAUGCGGUUUUUCUCGCGUUGAAGUGCUGCACCUAUUUCGCGAACGCGAACAACUUGAUAGGAGGGCAAGGUGCGAAUGCGAUUAUGAACAAGCAGGGGAACACUAACAGCGCAGUCUCCGCUUCCGCAAAAGCCGCGGCCAAAGACGUGUUUUUCAACCUCCAGCUUGGGCACGACUUCCUUGCGAAUUCGCAGCUGUACUUAGCAAACCUCGUGCAAAGCUACAAAUCCAUGUUCCGGUUCGGGCAGGAGGAUUUGCAACAAACCGGGAUCCAGCUACACGAUUUGUUUCAAACGACACAAACAACAGCUCCAACUUCCACAGCAGCAGGAAAUAAAGACUACGCAGAGGCCCGGCGCCAGCUUUUCCGCGGCAUGUUGAAGAUGAUACCGACUUUGAUCUCCACUCUGGAGGUGAAACUCCACUCGGUUUCCAGCCCAAAUUUGAAGAUUAUCGGCGCGGACAUGCUGGGUGGGUUACUCUUGAUCCACUACUACGAGAACUAUUCGCGGUUGAAGAAGUGGAAAAACGAAGAGGAAUUGCUGCUUUCCUUUUCCUUAUUGGAGGAACAUUUGCUCCCAACCUUCCACCACCUACUCGCCGACAACGCGACGAAUGUCAGAACCAGGGUUUUGUCCAAUCUGGCAAGUUGUCUCCACGCCUUCGCGACAUCCUUAUCGCCGAUAAAUGUUGAUCAAAAUAAUGGAGACAACAACUUCACAGCAAAAAAUUUCGAGCAGUUGAGAAGAUUGAUUUCGAAAACCUUCAAAGAGUAUCUGCUACCCCAGAUCAGCCGGAUGGUACAGUCUUUGGCGGUGAACGAGAACGAUUUGUCGUUCUCUCUAGCGGUCGCGAACAAGUUGGGGUAUUUUUUGGAUAUUGCAAUGAGCUUGGAAAACGAUGGGAAAACGAGUGUAGCGGAGAUUGGCAAUAACCGGGAUUUGUUCACUGAUCCGAUGCAGUUGUUACUGCAGAAUUUGUUGCAGCAGGCGGAAUCAAACUCCUCCAUAAGCAGUGCAGCCCAACAGCAACAGCACGGCGGAUUGCAUUUGAUGCACGACUUCACGACCUUGCAAAUCAAACUCCAGAUUCUAAACGCGUUGCCGAAACUCUCGUUAUACUUCGGGAGAAUAUCAAAUGUAAAAAUGUCUGGGUCUGGAAGGUUGUAACUUGUCAUGCUGUCUUCGGAUUCGAAAAAACUCUGUAUUGCAUGACCAGCAAGAGGAGUCCAGUUUGGUCUACACGGAGAGGGCAUUUCUCAUGCAGAAUAGGCAUCAGGAAGCCCUCUAGAAAUAUGUGAUGCUAGGCCAUGCAUUACAGCCAUCAGUGGCCAUGCAAAAUAUGCAUGACAAGUCUGGCAAUCUUCCAGACCCAGACAUUUUUACAUUUGAUGGAGAACCGGGAUGCACAACUUCUUACUUCCUCAUCUCAUCUCCUUCAUGAACACAAACGACUGGGAGGUCAGGGCAUCAUUCUGUGAAUUCUGCUGCGAGAUUUCGAACACAUCUUUGACGACAACAAGCACAGAAGGGUUGCUGUACCCCUGUUACGAACAAUGUCUUUCCGAUAACGAGGAGAGGGUGAUUAUCGCCGCGUUGGACGGGUUGGCGAAACUGGUUUUGCAUCAGAAAUUUUCUGACCAGUUUACCAACACCUGGAGCUUCCAACGACCGGUGUUGCCCUUGAUACUACACCCUUCAAGCAGGGUGAGAACCGCUUGCACGCAACUGAUAGAGUCUGUCAUCAAAUCCGAUGUCGUCUGCUACCACGCGUUCUGGCUGCCGAAUUUGCAGCCCUAUUUGAAGGAGUCGAUUGUGAUUAACGGGGAAAUGUUUCCGCUUAGUCAUGCGGAUCCGGAGAGUCUGUUGUGGAGGAAUCCGGUGUCGAAACAGGGCUUUCAGAUGCUGGUGAAGGUAUAGUUUUUAUGUUGAACAAUACCUGAUUCUUUGUUGCUCUUGCUACUUUCCACCAGUGAAUUAUUGUCAUGCGAGUUUUAGACUAAUGUCGCUUUUCUUGUAAUGCGCACUUUAGCAUGAAAAACCAAAUCACACAGGAGCAGCAGACCAUUUUGGGCAUCGUCGACGAGAAGCAGCAGCCAGCCCCGAUUCUCCCUCUAUGCAUUGCAAAAAUGUCUGGGUCUGGAAGAAUACAAACUUGUGGUGCGCAUUUCAGAGAACAGAAAAAUCUCUCAUGCAUAGGUAGCAAAAGCUGCCCGCUUUCUGUCACCAAAAUGGGGGAUUUGUCAUGCGGAUUCGGCAUGGCGGAAGCUUCUCGAAACCUGUGAUGCUAGAGCUUCCAUGCGAGACCUUCUGUGUCAUGCAAAAACAGCAUCACUCUUCCAGACCCAGACAUUCUUCCAUUUGAUACCCGCAAGAUGAGGACAAAAAAUCACUAGAACUCCUCAAACCCUGGGUGGCGAAGUGGACGCAGCAGCAACACAGGAGCUAUGCAAGAAAAAAAGUGUGUAAGGGUAAGUCUGUCAUGCAGAGAGAGCAAAAGAGUUACACUUGUCAUGCCAGACACCCACAAAGUCCUCUUUUCAGGUGCGUUUUCACGUAUUUGUUCUGCAUGACAAGCUUGCUCUGUCAUGCGGAGCAAGUUUGUCAUGCUGUCACUCCAAGAGACCUACGCUACCACAGCUUUUUUCUUGGAUAGGACUUUGAACACAGCGAACAACACUGUGCAGAAUCUAGCGCAGUUUCACUUGAUACAAAAAGUGAACCCGCACAGCAUCCCCUAUCCAAUCACUUGUGACAAGCAAUCCGCGCGGGGGUUGGACGUGAGGAUGGAAACCAGCACGUGCUCUUCGUCAAACACUGGCAGGAUAGCAAGGAUACGGAAAGCGUCGAAGAAAAGACUACAGAGGAAAAAUCUUCAAGGUGGUUCUAUCAAUAAGAAAACCACUCCGGUCCUCCACGUGUCUAUCGCACAAAACGCAGGAGCGGGCGGGGGCGGGCAGGAAGACAGUAAUUCUAGUACAGCGAGAGAAUCAUCCAGCAGACGGGAAUCUGUGUCAAAUCGCCAGUCGCAAUCCCCGAAUAACGCGCAUUCGGGCCCGAGAAGAGCCAGGCUGACGGAUUGGAAAGUAUCGGCGCUGCAAUUGCCAUUAGCUUUUGACAACGCGGCGACCAAUAAAGCAGGUAGUUCUGCCAACAGCGUUGAGCAUCAACAGCAGGGCGGUUUCGGCACAAGGGCAUCCACCGGAGUAGCAUCGGAACAAUUUCAGCCGCCAUCCAGAACCGCGGCUGCGCUCGCAAAUGCUUACGCCAAUGGCCCGACCGCGGCGGACUGGUUUUACACCGUUUUUCCCAAUCAGGUGCAAACGAGGGGGAGUUACGGCAACGACAGUGGUAAUUCUACUAUUAACGGCGCACAGCAAGGAACAACAACGCCGCAGAACAAGCAACAUUCCUUCCCAAAUCCCCCCUUCAACAUGCGACUGCUGGCGACUUUGUACGAGUAUUGCCGGGGAGAAAUUCCUACCGCGGUCGUGAAAAUUGACAACAGUGCUGACGGGAGAUUGUUGCUGACCGGGGGGGAAAACGGAAAAGUCAACUGCUACAACACGGCGGCGCUCGAUCGAGAUGUGCCGAUGCAGCCGGUUUGGAGUGUUGAUUGGUUCAAAGCCAUUGGAUCAUCCGCAUCAAACCAAAACCCCACCGCUUCAAAAAAAUCCACCAAGCUCCGGUGUUUGAAAAUUCUAACCGCAAACAACAACACUCCUGGGCUCUUUCCCGGCACUCCAGGGUUUCAGCAGCAAGCGCAUUUGCAGAAGCACAGCUCGGAGUUUGUGUUAGCUGGCGACUUAUCAAAUGUAAAAAUGUCUGGGUCUGGAAGGAUACAACUUGUGAUGCUACUUUCGGAAUCUACAUAAAAACUGUAUUGCAUGAACAGCAAAAGAGGUGUAAUUUGUGCUACGCGCAGAGGGCAUUUCUCAUGCGGUAUGAGCAUCAGAAAGCCCUCGCAAAAUAUCUGAUGCUAGGGCAUGCAUCACAGACCUCAUGGCUCAUGCAAAAUCUGCAUGACAAACUCCUGCAUGCUUCCAGACCCAGACACUUUUGCAAUCCAUACGACUCGGAUGUUGUGUCCCUGCACUCCUUCGAGCGGAGCGGUGCGUGCAUUUCGCAGAAGGAUUUGUCCAGCUUUUCAAGGACGACAGUGUCAGGCACCGAUGUAUCCUGAGCAAAAACGCCCCCACCCCAGAGUCAAGAUGGGGAAUCCGCUAGACAAAUCCGCCACCUCUGGUGGUUUCGCAUGACAAAUUUAUCCUCGUAGUGUAAUCCUGUUUAGCUAGUUCCGAAGCAUCACAGAUCUAGCACAUCAUGCUGAUUCUAGCAUUACAAAUUCCGAAACAGGAUAAGACAAUGGCUCUCAUGGGGCUCCGCAUGAGAAACUUUUUUGGCAUGCAGAUUUGCAUGACAACUCUGGUGUGGGGACAUUUUUACUCAGGAUACGAUGGUCAACAGCCCUUCACGCAAUCCACCACGGCGAUAGACUACUGCGAGACGUCCCUUGAUUCCCUAAUCCUCAUCGCCCGACAGCAGGGCCAGGUCCACGGGUGGGACACGCGCAUGAAGCAACUCGCUUUCACGGCAGUAAUUCCCCCGCAGCUCGGCGCGCCAUCGUGUCUCUCUACGAACAACAGCUUUUUAGUGGCCGGCACUUUUGGUGGGUGCGGAGUCUUGUUCGAUUUGAGAUUUCUCGCGGCCGUGCGUAAGUGGAAGGUCUCAACUUCCGCGCCAAUUAUGGACUGCAAGAUCAUGCAGACAAACAGAAACUCCGGUAAUAGUUCGAACACGCUAGAAGUGGUCACGGCGCUCGGCGGCGAGGGGAACGAGGUUGCGGUGUUUGACUUCAUACGAGGUUCAACAUUGCAGUUCUUCGAAUCAAAAUCCAGUUCGGGCAGGCCGGUGUCGUUACCGCAAUUACUGGAGUGCAAGCUAGAACAACCCGCAAAUUACAGCGGUACGACAACUUCUAGAGACUCCUCUCUCCACCUAGCGAAGAACAUCGUGCACGCAGAACAAUUUUCCUCCACUUUUGGUUCCACCACCACCUCUGUUGCGUCGACGAAAACGGGAGGGAGUAAGUCGACGUCAAAAGGCGCUGCUAAUGUAGGGAUUGCAAAAGUGUCUGGGUCUGGAAGAUUGCAACUUGUCAUGCUAAAUCCGAAUCAUGCAGAAGUCUGUGUUGCAUGACUGCCAAAAGCUGUCCCCUUUUGACCAAGUUGAGAGGGAGUUUCUCAUGCAGGAAAGGCAUGAUAGAGACCUCAAAGAAUCUGUAAUGCUGGGUCUCGCAUUCCAGACCUCAUGGGCCAUGGAAAACCUGCAUCACAAAUCUUGCAUUCUCCCAGACCCAGACAUUUUUGCAAUUGAUAUAAUGCGUGGAAUUUGAAUUUGCGGAAUUCCAUGGUGCGUUGUCUAAAGCUCAUCCCCGGAACUAUCCUGUUCAAAAGUAUCGUACCCGUAUUGCAAUCAUGCAUUACAAAAAAAUUAGGAUUAGGUAAAUCCGCAUUACAAAUUUUAUUUCUCAUGCUGAAGAAAUUUGUAAUGCAUUUAUACGAGUGCGAUACUUUUGCAGUUCAUAGGCACAAACGGCUUGUUAUUCGGUGGGACGGACGCAAGGGUCCGGUUGUGGAAUUUAUCCGCGAGUAACCCGAACAAUUUUGACCACAACGGAGGUGGAUCAACCUUUUUGUCCAGUGGUGGCCACGACAGCUCGAAUACCCUCGUCCAAAUGCUCAUCGGGGGGAGGAGAGAUGGAGGUGGAGCGUCGUCGAAUUACGGCCCGAAUCUGCAGCUCUCCGAUGUGACUACUGGUGGACAUCAGCAAAGCGGGCAGGGGCAGAGUGGUGGGUCGUUGUCUGCGGCACAGCAGCAGCUGCAGCAGAAUAGUAUUGGCGGUUCUUUCGCAUCAGCUUUCAACAGGAACUCCACGCGGUACAGCUGCAGUCGACUGGGCGAGAAAACGAUUGUGGUUUGCGAGGAAGAACCAAUGGCUACGCAGCAGCAGGGCGCAAGUACUGCGGGUGGAAGAUCUUUUGGAAGCAGUGGAACUACUACAUCAGGCGGAAACAACAAUACAGGUUCGAACACUGCAGCUGCGACUGGGCAGCAAGACAACGUGUCGGGGGGUGGAGGUUCUACUUUGUCGGACAUUAUUAACCCGAACGAGUUGCUGCGGCCGGGACCAAGGGAGCCAAAUCCGAACCACCGGGACGCGAUUCUGGACAUGAGUUUGCUGUAUCGUGGGCCGAAUUUCAGCACGUUGCUGGCGACUGCGGGGAGGGAUGGAUUGGUGAAGUUGUGGUGUUGAUUGAGUGGAAGAUGAGGUGUGGCGAAGAUGUUCGCAUACUUUAAGUAAUCAAUCUAUACUGACUCAAACUACAUGCACAUAUAGCAGAAGCAACUACCCCUAUUACUGACUCGAGGCCUAGGCCGAGCUUGCGACAUCUAUCGUAUACUUUUUCCCCUGCGGUCUGGCGCAACCACCUUUAUCAGUUUUCUCUUGUCCUCCAUAGUGUGUUCCUGCGUAAUCCUGCGGCGUUGCGUGCUACAACAGGUCGUUUUUGCGCCGUGUUUC
Amoebophrya sp. A120 is the source of this 6640-nucleotide messenger RNA. Lineage: Eukaryota; Dinophyceae; Syndiniales; Amoebophryaceae. The record is from the annotation of a GenBank genome assembly.